This is a messenger RNA of Solea senegalensis (Senegalese sole), 3403 nucleotides long. RefSeq lists its product as uncharacterized. NCBI's taxonomy places the organism in Eukaryota, Metazoa, Chordata, Actinopteri, Pleuronectiformes, Soleidae. The record is from RefSeq and is a predicted model, not a curated record. The transcript has 12 exons. Gene Ontology annotation, molecular function: protein binding. The coding region runs from base 311 to 2719 and encodes 802 amino acids.
GUCUGCUGCUGCGUACCUGACGGAGGACAUGAGGGACGGGAGGUGAUGCUUCAGAUAGAAAAGGAGCCGGUUCUGCUUCACAACGACCAACAGAACCAGUACCAACAGAACUACGACCUGGACCAGCAGGACCACGACCAAGAGAACCCGAAGCAAACGCGGGAUCUAAGCCGGUACCUGCUGCUGCUCCGGACUCUGUGACAGGCUGAGCAGGAGAACGAGAGACAGUCACAUGAGCUACUGACAGUAGAUGAGACUCCGCCUCUUCUGAAUAUCUGGAGGAAGUUGUCAUCAUUUACCCCAGUGCAUCAUGGGAACUGCAGUCCUCUUCAUGCCACUCCUCUGCCUUAUGAUGUCAUCAGUGUGUGCUGGAGUGGGUGGGGCCAGUCAUGCAGGUGGCGCUGUGCUCUGUCCUCAACAGUGUGUGUGUGAGACACGGCCCUGGUUCACGUCACAGUCUGUGUAUCAUCAGGCUCGAACCGUGGACUGUAACGAACUUCACCUGCACAUGGUUCCUGUGGACAUCUGCACUGACACACAGGUUCUUCUGCUACAGAGCAACAACAUCUCGUUCAUCUCAACUGAACUUCAGAGUCUGACAAACCUGACAGAACUGGACCUGUCCCAGAACCACUUGACACAGGUGACCUCCAUGGGUCUGGACUCUCUGUCUCAACUGGUCACUCUGUAUGCCGAGGAGAACGUCAUUGAGGAACUUCUGGACUUCAGUCUGAGGAACCUGAGCAGUUUAGAAGAACUUUACCUGAACCACAACCACAUCUCUUCCAUCACUGCCAACGCCUUCACUGGACUCAACAACCUGCUCAGGCUCCACCUGAACUCUAACCGUCUAGUGGCCAUCGACAGUCGUUGGUUUGAGUCCCUGCCGUCUCUGGAGAUCCUGAUGAUCGGGGAGAAUCCCAUCCUGGGUCUGGAGGAAAAAAACUUCCUGCCUCUGUCCCGUCUCCAUAGUCUGGUUCUGGCGGGAAUGGGACUGACGUCUGUCCCCACCACUGCCUUCCUGGGUCUGGACUACCUGGAGAGCCUGUCCUUCUAUGACAACAGGCUCAGGUCGGUUCCUCGGGAUGCUCUGAACAUGCUUCCUAACCUGAAAUUCCUGGACCUGAACAAGAACCCGAUCAGCCGAGUCCAGCAGGGAGACUUCCAGAAGCUUCAGCACCUGGAGGAGCUCAGUCUAAACAACAUGGCCGACCUGUUGAUGGUGGAGGGCGCAGCUUUUCAGAAGCUUCCACAAAUGGUCAAACUGGAGAUUUGUAACAACCCGCGACUUUCCUACGUGGACCCGCGGGCCUUCAGUGAGCUGUCCUCCCUGCGAACUCUCCUCCUCCACAACAACCAGCUCCGCCUCCUGUCAGCUGACAUCCUCUCAUCCCUCCCCUCUCUGGAUGAGCUGUCUCUCCACUCAAACCCGCUGCGAUGUGACUGUCUUACCACUUGGGGGCCGCACCUCGGCAACCAAUCACAUGUGAGGCUGCUGGAGCCGUCCAUCACCGUCUGCUCCACCCCUUCUCACCUCAUUGGUCGGGAGCUGCAGGAGGUAGUGGCACUUGGGUGGGGUGUGGGCGGAGCCAACAGCUGUCUCCCUCACAUCUGUCCUCAGUCCCUCCCACCGACUGUGAAUGUCACAGCUGGGCAGCCAAUCAGACUGGAGUGCUGGGCGGAUGCUGACCCCGCCCCUCAGUUCUACUGGGUAACACCCACUGGAGAUAAGGUGAGCUCUGAGAACAUGGCUGCACCAAUCACAUUAGAGGAGGGGUGGGGCCUGAGCAGAUCAAAGAAGACCAAACAUCGUAUGUCAGAACUCGGAGUUCUGGUGAUCAAACACGCCGAGUCCUCAGACGCAGGUGUGUACACCUGUGUGGCGUGGAACUCGGAGGGCGCAGACACAAGGAGCGUCUCGGUGUCAGUGGACUCUCAGGGGUUCUGGUUGUCCAGCGCUGGAACCUGGCGGGAGGGCGAGUCCAGCAGAGAUCAGUCCUGGUCGGGGAACUCGUCGAGUGCUGCAGCCUCUCUGGUGGUUCUGGCCAAGGUAGUUCACGCCCAGUCCGUGGUUCUGGAGUGGAGGUUGUUUCCCAGUGGAGGAUCUUCAUCUGAAGCCCCGCCCCCUCUGCUCCACUGGACCAGUGCCAUCGUCCACAUAGACAAUCCUCAGAUCAGCUUCACUGCUGAGGUUCCGGUGGACGUGCAGGAAUAUAACCUGACUCACCUUCUUCCUGCCACCGAGUAUCACGUCUGUCUCACCGUCUCCUCCUCGGCUCUUUCUUUUCCCACCUCCUCUCCUGGCUCCUCCCCCUCCCCUCCCUCGAGCCCCGCCUCUCCCAUCCACACUUCCUGUGUGAACGUGACCACGAAGGAGGCGGGCUUCUCGGUGGAGCUGGUGGCGUCUCGGCGCAGCAGCGUGGCGUUGGCAGCGGUCAUGGGCUCCAUGUUCGCUCUGUCCAUCAUGACCCUGUUGACCUUCUACAUGAGACGCCGCAUCCAGCAGCACAAGAGUGGCGGUCACUCACUGAAGACGUACAUGCAGCACGCCGCGUCCACGUCCAUCCCACUCAACGAGCUGUACCCGCCCCUCAUCACACUGUGGGAGAGCGAGGCCGACAAAGACAAGGACGACAAGGAAGACGAGAGGGGUGGGGCACAGAGGGGGGAAGAGUCAGGGCUCAGUCAGAUUGACACCUCCAAGACGUACAUGUGGUAGCUGCGUAAGGGGGCGGGGCUUACCCAUUAGAAGCACUGAAUUUCAGUUGAGGAGGGUGGGGCAAGACGGGCGAGGGAAGACGAAAGAAGAGAGGGGCCUGUGUUGGAAACAGACACCGUUCCAUAUCUGGACCAUUUCAUCUCAUAAGAGUUUGAUGAUUUGACCUUUGACCUUUGACCUCCAAAACAUAAAAACACCAGAAGAUCAGCUGUAAACCUCUGAGUCUCUUCAUGUCCUUCUUUCCUUCCUCGUGUCCUCCCUCGUUUCCUUCCCCUCGUGUGAAGCACACUGACGGUCUUUGCACUGUCAAAGCAAAGACUCAGGUUAUUGUACUGAACUUGAACGCAGCACUGACACUCGCACUUACAAGCCCCGCCUUCAAAUGUCUGUCUGUCUGUCUGUGAUGUGGACUCGAUCGGAGACAGACGGUUGUGUUGUUGAACGCCGCGCAGCAUGAACACAUCACGGUUUAUUAUUGUUUGCGGUGGUCGUCGUGGCAACAGUCCCCUCUAUGUCCAGCUUUAUUCAAACCUUCUGCAUGGACAGGAAGAACAUUCUUCUGACCUGACCUUUUAUUUGACCCUAUUAUGCCGAGGGUGAGGGCAGGGCUUCACACCUGUCACUCAAGCCUCUUUUUUGUUUCACUGAUGAGGAACAUUACAUUACAUUACAUUACAUGUCAUU